UCCUCACUCAUAGAGACACCGAACCGUGCAAGGACAUGGCAAUUUGCCAAUCAUGGAGGCGGAAACGUCUUCUGAUGCACCUUUCUGUUUCUUGCUGUCUGUCUGCCUUUACCGCCGGCCGUUUAGACUGAAGAGCUCCAGGACCCUCCCCCCUUCCUGCUCUGUGUGUAGAGUCGAAGAACUUGUUUCCAAGGCAAGUUGCGAAAUCCAUCUUUCGCAGGGGAUCAAUGCUGAGAGACACACGCUUUUUUCGGGUGGAGGAAUCAACGAUGGAGGGCGAGAAAUGUUGCCAGAAAGGCGAUGGGGAGUUGUCCUGGAAAUUGCACCGCAGUAGGCCGGGCGUGUGGCCCCUCUUGGCCCUCUGCACGUCGGCUGCCAGGCUCGUCGCAUUCACAGUGCGUCGCGUGGCACGGUAUUUUUUUGCGCGCGUGGCUGUCUAUCUGUGGUGCCUGAAACUGCAGGCGUCCUUGUAUGGCGCUUGCUCCAUGGAGCAUUUUCUGUCUGUUUUGCCCAUCUCUGUGCGUUACUUUCUCACGCCGGCCCCCCAGAAGCGCUGCGCGCCUCUCGGGCUGUCGCACCGGGGACUUGAAAAUCGAUACCGUUACCCUCCUGCAGUGCAACACGUAUUGCCGAGAAAGGAUUCCGUUUGUUUCUUGGCGCGGUUUCGUGCGUACCUCCUACCCUUAGCAGUUCUUACAUGUUUAUCUGUCUCAUUGCUUCCGGUUUUUCCUCCGAUCCUGGCGGAAGCCGUCGCCGUCACACGUGCGUCACCGACUCAACGUGCCACAGGCUUGCGUUUAACUAGCGACGUAACGGCACACAAGAGCCGUUAUCGGCAUCACUGGGCAACGCGCUCGGUUCCAUGGCACCAAGAGGCGUCCACGUUUCGCCUGAUUUCCUGUAGCUUUGUAUGUACCCCUCAACUACACAACAUGUCUGAGCGCAGCCCAGUGGCGACCCCGCCUCAGCUGUCACCAAGAAGCCUGUCUCCAGUGUGGCGUGGCGUCGAGAAGAGUGCCCGAUGUUCUUCAUGCGUGCGAAUUCCUUCGAGGGGGGCAACUUCCCCCCGCUUCUUAACUCAGUCUUCUCUAGUCGCUGUUUCGCCCGAUCUGUCUCCUCAGUCGUCACUAGACGCGGCGAGCGGCGGCCGCUCCACAGCGUGUGAGAGGAGACUCAGAGACCCGGUUGAAGACGGUUUCGCCAAUUCGAAGCGACAACGCAGAAUCGAAUUACAAUCAGAAAUGGGAAAAGGCCAAACAUCGACUGGCAAGACUGCCGAGCACGACUCUAGUGUCGCAGCCCGCGCUACGGAAAAUGGCCCAGAUCAGCAGGCUGACCGCGGCAACGCGGCAGAAAUUGAAAGACCCGAGCGAGAAGCAGAGGCCAGUUGCGAGGCGGGCCAUCUGACGAGGAGGAAAGUUCAAGAGACUGGAGGCGGCGGGCUGUUCUGCACAAAGCUCCACUGCACCGUUGUGAAGAAGGUGAAGGAGCCACAGGAGAAUGCGGCGCGUGCAGACGCCAGCGGUGCCCCGUCCGCUGUCGAACUACAAGGACCUCUGCAGCCACUGGUUGGCACCCGCACAGGUCGGGGAUCUUUGCCGUUCACUUUUCGGGCUUGGGGACAAAGACUGAAGGCGGCGGGGGCCUCCGGAGGCGCGACGCGUGGGUGGAACUACGAGCAUCAGGGUGCAGACUGGGGCGCAGUGAUGGAUCCGUCCUGCAGCUGGACCCGGCAGUCGCCGAUCGAUAUUAACGAGGCCAUGUUGCCGGAGAAGAGCAGCGCCUUGGCCGGGACAGGACAUCUCAAGGAAGACGACGCCCACUCCGGACACAGUGACACCGCGUGCUUAGGGCUGAACCGGAUGCUGGUUGCUGAGGGGCACGAAAUGCACCUCGACGCGAUGUUCCCAGAGGACCCCGUGGCGGACUACUUGGUGAAGUGGCAGCGGGGAAUGAAGCUGCUCUUUGAGCCUUCGACGCGGCGUCCUUCAGUCCCACUCGCGCCGGCCUUUGGCGCCUUUCGGGCGGACGGAAAACGCUACAGCAUUGUCCAGUUCCAUUUCCACGCUCCAGCUGAACAUACUUUCUCUGGGGCGAGGCGCGCAGCAGAGCUCCACGUGGUGUCUAGACACGGUGAACACGAUUUACUCGUUGUCGGUGUCACGUUGGUGGAAGCCGAGACCGGGGAGCCGAACGCGUUUUUGGAGGGAAUCGGAAAAGUGCUGCAUGCGCUAAAGCCCCAUUGGCCACCCGACGAUGCUGAAUUCAAGGCUGGAGACAAACGCGGGUCGCUCUCCUCUCUGGACAAGCCAGCGUGUGUCUGCGCGACUGAUGUCAAUCAACGCGUUGGCAUGAUGCACGAAGUUCACGAUGCUUCAAUCAGGCGGAAGAAGAACGCGAGCGAGAAAAAGACACACGAUGAUGGUAGAACAGACGGCCUAGACACUCAGGAGCACGAACGGCCCUCACUAGUUCCUUCGGAACAUGCAGAACACGAACACCUUCCUCCACUGAGUCUACGGGACUGUUUGCCUGCGGGCAAAAAGACUUUCUACCGGUACCAUGGAUCGCUGACUACCCCGCCUUGCCUAGAGGACGUGACAUGGUACGUGCUCAAGGAGCCUCUUUUAGCGUCGCCCUCAUUGGUGGCUCAGCUGCGUGAAAUGUUUAUCAUUCCCGGAAGCAAGAGCAAAGGCAACUAUCGCCGCCUACAGAAUGCAGAGGUAAGGCGGCCAAUGCUUAUCGAUUUUUAUGAUGCCUUCUACACCGAGGUUCAGCCACUAUCCACCAAACGGGGCGUGCUCCGUGUGUGAGCACUGGCAGUGACACUCCCUCAGAGCUCGCUAGAUAAAUGAAAAAUGGAUUGUGUUUCAGAUAGCUCAGUGACGUUCCUGUGGUUACGUUCAUGGUUAUUUGCAAGAGGUGUAACAGCUCUCUUUUUGGUACCAGAGGUAUCGUUUGUUAUGUUGCCUUUCCUGAACAUGUAUCUUUAUG
Molecule: messenger RNA, 2994 nt
Organism: Toxoplasma gondii ME49
Lineage: Eukaryota; Apicomplexa; Conoidasida; Eucoccidiorida; Sarcocystidae
Product: carbonate dehydratase, eukaryotic-type domain-containing protein
Exons: 2
Coding region: 228-2813 (861 amino acids)
Molecular function (GO): carbonate dehydratase activity; zinc ion binding
Source: RefSeq, a predicted model, not a curated record